AUGCAGCCUCUUGCUGCCAUGGCCCUGCUCAUUGAUGGUAUACUAUCCCCUGAGGGUACUUCUAGGCUAAUAGCAGCCAGUGAUCCCGGUCAGUUCAUCAGUGAUUGCACCCGACCUAGACAUAGUGGGACUCAGCAGGGUUCCCAGUUCCGCACCCCGAGGACUCAAGCAUCUUCUGGUAGCCAGGGUGGUUCUUUAGUGAGAGGCGGUGCUCAGUCAAGCCAUGGUGGUUCACAUUCGUCCAGGGGUGGAUAUCAGUCUGGUAGGGGUGGUUCCCAGGUCUUCAGGGGAGAAGCGCAGUCAGGCCAGAGUGGCCUUGAUGCAAUUUUAAUCAUUUUAUCUUCCCUCCAAUUCUUUCCCCAAAUAAUUAACUAUUCCCUCCAAAUUAUCAAAAAAUCUAAAAUAACAAAUUCUCUCAAUCAGAACCCUUACGCUCAAUCUCCAGCCGCGGUUAUCUCAAUCUCCUCUGCUGCUAUCUCAAUCUCCAGUCGCGGGUACUUUGGUAUUUUGAAAUCAUAUGUUCGUAAUCGGGCAUGCCCAGAAGGUUCAAUAGCAGAAGCUUACAUCGCAAAUAAGUGUUUGACAUUUUGCGCACGAUAUUUGGAAGGUGGUGAUUCAAGGUCUUAUUGGUCGAGAAAAAGUGAUGAUGAGAUUGAGAAUCUGACUGAUAGAGAAGGAUGUCUUUUUCCUUCUGUUGGGGAGCCUUGUGGCGUGAUAGAUGUAUUUGACUUGGAUGAUAAAACAUGGUUGCAAGCACAUCGACAUAUCCUUUUCAAUUGCGAAUCAGAGGUGGUUGAGAAUUAUAAAAAUGAACAUAUUGCUGAAAUCAAGAGAUUAUAUCGUAAGAGUCGUCUUAGACCUCAUCAACUUGAGCGUUUGCAUUUUGAUACGUUUCAUGAGUGGUUCAAGGAGCAGGUGAAGGAGUUGGAGGACACAUCUAACAUCCCAAAGGAUGUUCUAUUCCUUGCAAAAGGGCCAGCUUACGUUGCAAGAAGAUUCAAUGAGUUCAAUAUAAAUAAUGGCUACCGAUUUCGAACAAAACAAUGUGAGGAGUUCAUGAAGACACAAAAUAGUGAUGUUAUGGUCGUUUCAAAGACUGAAAGUUAUGCAAGUACAAGUGACAAUGCUCCGAAGUCUGCCAAUAUCACCUAUUAUGGUCGAUUGAAUGAUAUUAUGGAGUUAAAUUACUAUGAAGAAUUUAAAGUUGUCUUAUUUAAGUGUGAUUGGGUUGAUGUAACCAAAGGUAGAGGAGUUAAGGAAGAUGAAUUAGGUUUCACACUUGUGAACUUCUCACACUUUAUAGACUCUGGCAAUCGAGGAAGUGAUGAGCCUUUUAUUUUUGCAAACCAAGCUCAACAAGUAAUAUUUGUGCAAGAUCCUAAAGAUCGUGAAUGGUUUGUACCUAGGCCAAUUAAACCUCGAGACAUUUUUGAUAUGGGAGAGAAAAAUAGUAUGCAGUUUGAGUCAUCAAUGCAAAGUGAUGCCACUGACUUAAUAAUAUUAGAAAAUGUUUGUGAUACAGAAUAUGAGUGUAACGAUUGGGUAAGAAGCGAUGUUGAUGGGAUAGAAAUUCAUGUGCCAGAUUCUCAAACUCCUCCAAAUAAAGGUGAAGCAGAUGUUGAUGGAGGAAAUGACAUUGAAGAUGAAAGUGAUAAUGAAUAAAAUGGGUGCUAGUUAUAAAAUAUUUAAUUCUUUUUAGUUUUAUUGAAUUACUUAUAGGGAUGUGGUAUUUAUUUGAUUUUGAACAGUGAAUAAGAUAUAAUUUGUAUUGUUAAUUAAAGUCACAUAUUAGAGAACAUGCAUCUUAGUCAACUACAAAUUAUCAUAUAUGUAUUAGUGGUUUAUCCAAUAUUUGAAUGAAUUCUCUAUGCGUGCUUUUACUUAUAUUUUGUUGAUGUUGCCUUUGUAUUUUGAGACACUGAUAUGAUCUUAUCAUCGGAUAGUAAUUUUGUUUUCUGGUGCGUAAAUAUCUCAUAACUUGUGAAGUAUCUUUAUAGCAAGGCUUUAAGUAAUUAGUUCAAUUUUGAGGUGGACCAAUGCGAACUAGAGCUGGAAGCAGAUUUGAAACUGAACAACAUGAUGAUGAAGUUGUACGACUUUAUAUGGAGCAAUUGAUGAAUGGUCAAGACUACUCUCAAGCUGAAACACAUGAUGGUCAAUCUAAUGAAUUGAGAAUAACUGACACUGAGGAGCAACAAAAUGAUGAAUCAGAUACUUCGGAAAAAAAAGAAGGUUCGUGGGCCCACAUUACUAAAAGAAAUUUGGAAGUUGCCUCCAGGGAAUACAAUCGCUGUGCAGUUCAAUAGUCGUAACCAAGCCAUUAAGAAAGAUGGUCGCAAGCUUGAAAGCUUUCUAGGAUUUGUUGCUAGAACUCCAGAACUAACGCCGUUACAUAUACAUGAUUGGAGAAGCUUUGACAAAGACGAAAAGAAGAAAUUGGUAGAGUUUGUGAGAAAGAAGUUUUCUAUACCAACCCAUGGAGAAGAGUUUGUCAUAAAGUCAAUAGGAAAGAAAUGGAAAGAUUACAAAUGUGAUUUAAAAAGUGUUUAUCUGACAAAAUUUAAGACCAAAGAUGUGUUGUUGAAGAAUAAACCGAAUCGUAUACCAAGGGAUCAGUGGACUGGUCUAGUUUCCUAUUGGGUUUCAGAAAAAGCUAAGAGGCGCAGCCAAACAAACAUAAACAAUAGGGCGAAGCAAAAGAUGCCACACACAGGAGGAUCAAAAAGUAUUGCCACCUUGAUGGAUGAGAAGGCUGAAAAUGGGGUUGAACCUACACGAGCAUAGGUUUUUAUAUUAACUCAUAGACCACAUAAGGAUGGUAGACCACUCGAUGAGGAGUCUUCGAAGACAAUUGACAUGAUCAAUGAAAAGUUGUGUAAUAGUGAGGGAUCAAAUGAGCAACCUCCUCGCUCUGUUGCUUGGGAAGGGGAUGUGUAUUGCCAAGUGUUGGGAAAUGAAAAAACUGGUUAUGUUCGUGGUUUAGGACUAGGUCCAACUCCUUCUGUACUAUGGGGUAGUAGAUCUUUUGGAAAUAAUGUUGAAGAGGACUCAUCCAAUGAGAUUGUAAAAAGGUUAGAACAAGAGGUAACAAAGUUAAAGGACAUAAACGGAAAACAAAAUGAAGAACUGAGUUUGGUAAAACAAAAUCAAGAGAAGUUGCUAUCUGAAUUAGCAUGGCUGAGAAAAGCCAUGAGUAGAAAUGCUCCUAAUGAGUUAUCUAUACAUCAGAAUAUCAAUGGAAUUUCUGAUGACCAGGUUCCCGAUGCCAAGAGUGGCCAUGAACGGGGACAACAAUCACCACAUAUGUUGUUUAAAGGACAGAGUGUUGCUGAAAAUAUUCCAUCUUCUCACGGUCAUACAGUAUGAUGUUCGAAUACUAUGUGGAAAAUUUCAAUAUUAUGAAGAGUUGCUGGAAUUGUUGGAGGGCUAUGCAUUUAGAAACUUGUUAUUGCUAGUAUUUGACAGGAAUUGUUACAAUGACCUUAGUUAUUUAGUUUAAACACAUUAUAUUAUCUUUUAGUUCGCUAGUUACAUUAGUGUUAUGAGUUAGUACUUGCUUUUGUUUAUCUAGAGUUAAUGAAGUGUAUUGCACUUUAAUGAAUUAUAAUAGUGUGUUUUAUGAGCAUUUACCAUUAUAA
Molecule: messenger RNA, 3638 nt
Organism: Lycium barbarum (goji berry)
Lineage: Eukaryota; Viridiplantae; Streptophyta; Magnoliopsida; Solanales; Solanaceae
Exons: 13
Coding region: 1-1662 (553 amino acids)
Source: RefSeq, a predicted model, not a curated record